Messenger RNA from Drosophila erecta, 818 nucleotides. RefSeq lists its product as uncharacterized. The record is from RefSeq and is a predicted model, not a curated record. NCBI's taxonomy places the organism in Eukaryota, Metazoa, Arthropoda, Insecta, Diptera, Drosophilidae. The coding region runs from base 190 to 693 and encodes 167 amino acids. The transcript has 2 exons.
AUUAUCGAUAGUCCACAGGGUUGCUUUUAAAAGCUCUUUAUUUUGUUGUGAAAUUGAAAAUCGUAAACAAAACAAAGUCAACUUUUUACAAAUCAGUUGAAAUUAUGUGUUGGGUAUUUAAGAAGAGUGCGUAGGAAGAUAACACGCAUUCGGAAUUCAGAGAAGAAACAGUUACCACAUUGUUAAAUUAUGACAACAAAUUCAGCUAAAGACAAAAACUCAGAAGGUGAUUACGACCUGGUUGAGGAAAUCGACAACCAUUUGAGGCGUUUGUUCUAUAUAAAACCAAAAGCUGAAAACCCCAAACUCAAUCCCUACGUAGUGGAAUUCUUUGGAGUUCUUAGCUUGACAGAUUUGCGUGCCCCACAGAGAAAACUAUGGGUAAUCUAUUACGCCAAGCAGCCCGAUCUGGACAAGACCGUUGAUGAAAUCCACGAGAAGUACGGCAAGAAGAAUAUGUUUGAUAUGUAUCGCACCCCAGUUUUUAGUGGAGCUGCUCUGCGGGACAGUGUAAAGAAGCACUUUUCUAACCUCAAGUGGUUUACGAAGGGAAAUCUCCUGGAAGCACCUCCUAAAAGUCACUUUAACGACGAGCGAGUGGUGAAAACAAUCACGGAUCUGCAUCAUCUGGAACACCAGAGGCUAUAUAAUUAUGUGAUGGUGAAGAAUAUGUGGUUUUCUCGUUAUCGCUAACCGAACCUGUGAUUUAGAAUUAAAUUGUCUUAAAGUAAUUUUAUAGUGCAAACUUUCUAAAAGCAAGGCCCAUAAAGUGGAGUAUCCAAAAAUCUAGUUAUUAAAAAUGUGAUAAAAGUCUUAUA